AGAAGAACCCCACCCUGUACACUUUUAUUUUCGCUUUACCUCGAAAUGUUUGAAUGUAUGAUGUAUUGCAUUUAUUGAAUACGUCAAAUUUACAAAUACGGUAUUUGAUGCUAAGACUACAUACAUUAAUGUUUUCGGGAUAUUGAAGAAGCGCCUUCAGUCUACCAGCCAAGCGAGAGCAUAACACGUCGUCAUAAGAAACUAGCAACAAAAUGGUGGAAAGACUGAACAUGAAAGCGAGUCUUUUGUGCAUAUUUGGUAUUUGUUCUUUUCUUACAUAUGGAAAUACAUGCGGUCCAAGUGAAUAUAAAUCUGCUGAUGGAGAAUGUUGUCCAAUGUGUAAUGUGGGGUCAGUGGUGUACCGUCACUGCACUGGUGAUUUCAGUACCACAUGUAUACCUUGCACUCCAGGAACAUUCACGAGUCAACCCAAUGGUCUUGAUAAAUGCUUCCCAUGCAAACACUGUGCUGAAAGUCAAGGCCUUUACAGCCAGAGUAAAUGCACUACAAUACAAAACACCAUCUGUGAUGUACUUGAUGGAUAUUACUGCAUUGAUUACUCCGAUUCACAGUGCCGUCAUGCUGAAAAACACAGUGUUUGUAAACCAGGACAAGAAACAAAAACACCAGGAACAAAGACAUCAGAUACAGAAUGUGUGCACUGUGCUCCUGGGUUUUAUUCUCCAUCUGGGCUGAACUGCACCAAAUGGACAGACUGUGCAGCCAGAAAUGGCAUUAAAGCUGAAGACGGGAGUCCUGUAAAAGAUGUCAGAUGUGUACAGAAAAGGAAAAGAUACUGUCUUGUAGCUUUAUGUCCCCCUGUCAUAUGUGCAGCUGUUAUAGCAGCAUUAUACAGAAGGGCACACUCAGAAGCUCAGACAGUCAAUAAUGGUGAUAAAAGAUAUAAGUCUCCCAUUGAGGAAACACCUAAAACAUCAGGCCAACCACCGGAGGAAAACCAUGAGGAUCCAACAAAUGAUACAUGAAACUGCCUAUUACUUCUCCUGCUAUCCUUUUCCACCUCUGGUCUGUCCAGCUCACUGUGAUGGAGAAGAAAACUGUAGGAUGUUGGCCUUGGAGGAUUGGAUACAUCUGGGCUGGCCUACAUCGACAACCAGCAAUCAAUGUUAACAGGAGCAGACAUUUUAAUAUUGCUGCAUGGUUUGUUGCUUAUUGUUGCUACCAGCCACAACACAGAUCAUAACAACAGGAGAGCACACCGGAUCGCUACAGCCAGGAACAAUAUGGUGAUUGAAUUUCACUGGAAUUGCCAAGAGAGUGUAGGAAGGGGAAUACAACAUUAAGGAGAUGGAGGAGAGGUCAGCGUGCCGGGGUGCGGCAGAAGGUCCGGGCCCGAGGUAACCAACUGCCACUACUGACUGAUCCCUGCCAAGACACAGUCUCUCUCCAAGCAACUAUCCGAGUUUCAGUCGGCUGUAAGGUAUUUCACUGAGUAUAGAGACAUUUGUUUGCUAUAUUUUACAGAAAUGUGGCUUAAAGGGAUAGUUCACUCAAAAAUGAAAAUUCUGUCAUUAAUUAC
Sinocyclocheilus anshuiensis is the source of this 1540-nucleotide messenger RNA. RefSeq names its product tumor necrosis factor receptor superfamily member 14-like. Gene Ontology annotation, cellular component: external side of plasma membrane. Gene Ontology annotation, molecular function: protein binding. The transcript has 9 exons. Gene Ontology annotation, biological process: negative regulation of alpha-beta T cell proliferation; positive regulation of cytokine production involved in immune response; positive regulation of peptidyl-tyrosine phosphorylation. Lineage: Eukaryota; Metazoa; Chordata; Actinopteri; Cypriniformes; Cyprinidae. The coding region runs from base 213 to 986 and encodes 257 amino acids. The record is from RefSeq and is a predicted model, not a curated record.